AUGGCUGAAGGUAUUUCUACCUCUUUCCAGACCUGUCCUCCAGACCCCCAUGGUCUUCAUGAUCGUGAGGGCCUUCCAUCUCCCCCAUCACUACCUCAUCUGCACGUGAAUGAUCUGGGGCUUACACCUCCCCCUGGGUCCCAGCUGCAGCUCUCCACCAAGUCCUCCCAACAUGAAGAACGGAUUUUGCCGACCAGAGAUGUGAACACGACGUCAGAAAACCCAACAACCGAUGCACGAUACUGCACACAACAGCUCGGAAAUACCGGAAAAGGUCACAGUUACGGGGAGCAAGUGGAAGUCAAGGAUGCAUCCUUAGAAAAACAACCCCCGGCCGGCUCAGAGGUAGCCGAGUCCCGACAGCCGUGGGCAGAUAUCGCGACCCGUUCUCCACAGUUAGAAAUCGAUUUUUCGGCAUUUGACGAUUCCAAUAACGCCGUGGAAGAUUUGUACGACCCCCUCUUCGAUUCCGAACUUGUCCUGCAGGAGAUUGAUGCGGUCUUGCAGCCCCGGAAGCGAGAUGGCGACGAGGCGUUUUCUGAAGAAUGUAUCUCCUGGGACCAGCCUAGAAAAAGGCAAGCCACAGAGAUGUCGCAAGAUUUGACCACAGAGUCUCCGGAUAAAACACCCUCGUUAUUAUCUCUAGAUUCUGGACAACCUGAACAAGGAGGCACGGGCCCUCAUACGCCAAGCGAUGUUGAGAAACAACAGUCCGAUGCCGUCUUCGACCCUAUAGACCUUCUGUUUGAAGACCCUCCGGGCGAUAUCUCGUUGAACAUCCCUGAUGGCGAGGUUUCUUUUGGUUUUGACUUCCAGGGCGUGGGUAAUGGAGAUGGAGGCAAGGAGGACAUGGCGGCGAAUUGCAGUGUGUUUGACCAGCCCUUCGAUCUACCCUCCGUCAGCGAGAUUACCAAGGAACGGUUUUCUCUUGAUCACCAAGAAAUCGUCGACAGCACAAACCGCGAAGCUCUGCAGCGAGUGUUUGCCGAGCCAGAGUAUGUCUCGCCGUAUCCGGUUUAUGGUGGCCCAUUGGGAUAUAUGCCGUCAGCUCCGAAUAUCCAUGUCAGGUGCAUCGAAGUGUCGGAUGAUCGGACAAACUUGCGCCUUGCGACUCUGCGGAAUAAGGUACAGCAGCUGACGCUGGAACGCAACAAGUACAAACAGGAGUGGGCACUGGCGUCGGACCUGACGGCCAUGGAUCCGGCGACGGGUAAAACAAAACAACAGACAUUGCUUGAGCAGAAUGCCAUGCUGCGACGUGUGUGCUCCCGACAUCAACAAAGAGUUGAGCAGUACAAGCAAGAGGCCAUCGAGUGGAAGAAUAAGCUUCAUGAUCUUGGCACGGUCUACAACAAUCUGCUAUAUGAGAUUCAAGUUCAGAAGCAAAUGCCCGCAGUUGCUCCGAUACCGACUGGAUACAAGCCUCCCCGGGCACGCCAUGCUAGCUCAAAUGCGACCUCUCUACAACCAUCGACCUCACAGCCACAAUCCAUGGCUUCUACACCAAAUGCAUCUGCUGGGGAGCCAAUCACAAUCGACCUGACCGAAGAAACGGGCGAUGACGGAUCAGCAGCGAAUCCCACCCCAGAAGAACAGGAGGAAUCUCAACGACGCGUGGAGAUGCUCCAGUCACUGCGGAACAAGAAAUACAGUUGGCUUGGGGAUGCAGACGGGGAUGUCGGCAAUCAGAACUUCCGCUUCAGUGUAACCCCAGCAGCUCGACAAGGUUCUCUAAAACCCGCGGGUGGGCCUCACGACUCCGAGCGGUGCCGGGACGGCCACGUACCAGCAAGGGACCCCUGCGAGAUUGCGUCAGACGAUCGGGUGGAGGACAACGAUGAUGACUUGGCACGAAUGAUGGAGCAAGAGUUAGCUUCGCCGAUUACCACAUCCAAACCGGGUGAUUGUGAUGUAUACAAAGCCCGGGUUGGGGAUAGCCCGAAGAAUGUUUCUAAAUGA
Molecule: messenger RNA, 1959 nt
Organism: Aspergillus welwitschiae
Lineage: Eukaryota; Fungi; Ascomycota; Eurotiomycetes; Eurotiales; Aspergillaceae
Exons: 1
Coding region: 1-1959 (652 amino acids)
Source: RefSeq, a predicted model, not a curated record